GUAUGAACGGAUACGAUCGUUCAGUUAGAAUCAGCUCGUCGGCAUUGAUCUCGCCCAACUGUACGCCUAAACGUAAUCAUGUCGUUGAUACGUAAAUUGACCCUCGCCUACUUACUUUUACACUUGACGACUUCACUGACUGCUCAUCAGUGCGACCACUCUUAUCUCAAAUGCGAAGAUAUCCCCACGAGUCCGAGCGGAACGAGUCGGUUGUGCGGCGCGGAGCACAUACCGAAGCGGGUGAAUUACACGGCACUGACCUCGAUCGGCUCGAACGGCACCGAAGCAGGUGUCUUGCGAGUCCGUUUCGAUACGCACCCCGAAGCUGGCUGUCGUUACAGAGUAGUUCUGAUGGUCGAUGAUCGCAUAAGCGACGACGCGGAAUGCGACCGUCACGUCUUCAAACGGAAACGAGUCUCGCAGACGUUCAGUCGCGAACUGACCAUCUGCCCGCGAGAAGAAGCUCUGGAUACGGGCGAGUACAAUUAUAUGAUCGAUCAUAAUUUUCCGCCUUCCGGUCAGAGCUGCAACUCGACGGACUACGAGGGAUACAAGCUCGAUCUACUGUUCAGGAACGCGUUUACCGGUUGCUACGGACUCGGUUUUAUCACGGAUUCCGGGGAAAUGAUCGUUCCAACGAGACAGAUCGUUGAAACCGAUUACGUGAUGACUACCAUUGGCAAAAUCCAAGGCCAAUGUAGGAUCGAACGAAAUCCAAACUAUUCUGCGCGAACCAAACAAGGCAAGUUUCCGGUGUCGAUUAAGGUCGAGGUUUCUAAAAUUCCUAAGACUUACGCCGCUAUGAAGAUAAAAGUAAUCAGUGAUAAGAGUCAUAAAUAUCUGGUCGACCACGAGUACCAGCUAAAACCUUACGGAAAAACGCAAUACGUAGAAAUUCCCCCUCAAAUAAGUUACAAUGAACAUAGUAGUACAUGUAAAUUAAACCUGAACGACAUUUACGUUUCUUCGAGUGUGCCUGCUGGAGUAAACGUUUUGUGCCACUACGACGAAUGGUCCUUCGAACCAAAUCAAAAGCACAAACUGGUGGUGCAAAUCGAGGACGAUCGAUGCUCGGACGGACUUCUUUGGCAUUCCGGGAGGCAAAGAGGACAGGAAAAACGUUGCGUUUUCGAAACAAAUUGUGCCCUUGUUGGAGACUUCAGUACUCCACCGAAGCCAUGGACAAAGAAUUUGCUGUCAAAUUUAUACAAAUUCUUCAUUCAAGGAAAAACAGAAGAAGUAUUCUCUGAGAUUAAAUCAAGUACUGGGCUCCAAUCGGGUAGCCUGGCAGAAAAUAUUGUCUUCGAAUUUCUAAAAAACAUUCGCAUUUAUGCAAUUUUGAUUGUACCGGGUUUAAUUUAUAUACAAUAUGCGAAAUGGCUGGCUCGAUAUCUGGGGAUGGAAGGCGAGGUGUUUGACCGUAACCUUUUUUAAUUUUACAUCUUAAAAAUUGUAAAUAUAACGAUAGCACAAAUCGUGCUGUUGAUUUUUAUAAAAUUGUAUGUUAGCGUUUGAUGCAAACCACGGUAUGGUUAUUAGUCUGAUUUUAUGUGUCACUUUUUAAUUGUCAAUAGAAAAAUACGUGUGGAUGACCAUGGACAUUGUAAAAAUGUUAAAAAUAGAGAAAAAGUUUACCAUAACUGGUAAUAUUGAACUAUCAUCUUGCAUUCUUUAUAAUUAUUAACGCUUUUUUGUAAAAAAACAAAACACUCUAAAUAUAUUAUAUAAACAAUUAUAUAAAUGU
This is a messenger RNA of Trichogramma pretiosum, 1744 nucleotides long. RefSeq lists its product as uncharacterized. Bases 79 to 1434 code for a protein of 451 amino acids. The transcript has 7 exons. NCBI's taxonomy places the organism in Eukaryota, Metazoa, Arthropoda, Insecta, Hymenoptera, Trichogrammatidae. The record is from RefSeq and is a predicted model, not a curated record.